Prionailurus viverrinus (fishing cat) is the source of this 2989-nucleotide messenger RNA. Its product is annotated as KIAA0408 ortholog. The record is from RefSeq and is a predicted model, not a curated record. The coding region runs from base 9 to 2081 and encodes 690 amino acids. NCBI's taxonomy places the organism in Eukaryota, Metazoa, Chordata, Mammalia, Carnivora, Felidae. The transcript is spliced from 5 exons.
CGGUUGCCAUGGACCUGCAUAAGCAGUGGGAGAACACAGAGACUAACUGGCACAAGGAAAAGAUGGAGUUACUGGACCAGUUUGACAAUGAAAGGAAGGAAUGGGAGAGUCAAUGGAAAAUCAUGCAGAAGAAGAUAGAAGAGCUUUGCCAUGAAGUAAAGCUUCGGAGGAAAAUCAACAUGAAUGAACGUGCUAAGAUCCUUGAUCAUGAUCAUGAAAAAGCGAUUCAAGAUAAAGUGGUGGAAUCUUCUCCAAAUUACCCCAAUUCAGGACAAUGCGAAUUUACAGAGAUGAAUCACGGGGAUGGUCUGGAAAAAGAAAAUAAAACGGAGCAGAGCUUACUCUGUGAAGGAAAUCAAAUGUGUAAGGAACAAAAAGCAACAAAAAAGUCAAAAGUAGGGAUUAUUGAUCCUUUGGCCACAGAUAACCAAAAACAAUGUGGGGCAUGCCCUGGCCUGAGGCCUUCCAAGGUAGAGGACAGGAGCUGUUCUGGCGCCCUCAACACAGCUCUGGAAGAACUUGCCAAAGUUAGUGAAGAAUUAUGCAGCUUUCAAGAGGAAAUCCGAAAGCAGUCUAACCACAGAAGAAUGAAGUCAGAUUCUUUUCUUCAGGAAAUGCCCAAUGUAAUUCAAAUGCGUCACAGAGACCACAUGAUCAACGAUGGCCAGGGCAUUCUUCCAAUUGAUUUAGAAAAAGAAAAGCAGAAAAAUAGAAGGAAUCUGAGCUGUUCCAAUGCACUCCAAAGCAAUUCUAUGAAAAAAUAUGAAUUUGAUACAAUUGAUCUGCAAAGAAACGAAAUUCCACCACUUCCUCCUCCAAGAAGCACAUCUCGAAAUUUUCCCAGCUCAUUUUCUGAACAAGCUCAUGAAAGUUUGAAGGACAGUUUAGACCACAACAGCCACGUGGCCCAAGAGGGUCAAGGUGAAAGGAACUACAGUCCUGAUUUCCUUUUGAGGCUGUGUCUAAAUGAAGGGAAGACUUUGAAAGAUGGUAUCAUGUUCCCUUUGUUGGCACCCAAAACCAAAAUAGAUAACCAGCAUCCAUGUGAUGAAAGUGUUGGACUUGGCAUGUGGUCAUAUGACACAGGGAUCAGUGCAAAAAAUAGUCCCUCUACAUUGUGGUAUCAGAAAAUCUGCUCUACUCCCAAUAAGCCAAAAUGUGAAAAGAUGAUUCCAGAUCAUUCUGCUAAAUCUCAUCCUGAUCUUCAUAUAAGUAGUGACUGUAGCUCUUCAGUGACAGAGAGCAGUGGGUCACUUAGAAGUUUCAGUUGUGACUUUAAGAGGACAACUAGGAAUGAAAAGCUGGCAGCAAAGACUGAUGAAUUUAACAGAAUUGUAUUUAGAACAGAUAGAAAUUGUCAGGCAAUACAGCAAAAUCAAAGCUACUCAGAAUCAUCUGAAGAUCCUAAGCCCUGUGAUACCUUAAUUACUCAUACAGGUAACAUAUCAGAAAAUGAUGAUGUGUCUGAUAUUCUGAAAACCAGUGCCUGCACGCCCGUGCCUGUGCCCAGAGAAAAUGUGCCUGACAAUCCCACCAAAAAAUCCGCAACAGGCCUCGUCAGACAAAUGCAGGAACACAUGAGUCCUAGCAGUUAUCGGAGUAUGCUCCAAGAGCAUGACUGGAGACCAAGUAAUUUGUCUGGCCGGCCAAGAUCAGCUGAUCCUAAGUCAAAUUAUGGUGUUGUGGAAAAGCUGCUGAAAACCUAUGAGAAGUCAACAGGGCCUGCAUUGCAAAAUUCUAAAUGCUUCCAGGAUAAUUGGACCAGAUGUAAUUCUGAUGUCAGUGGUGGGUCCACAUUAAAUCAGCAUUUACAAAUACUUCAAUUAGAACAAGAGCUUCAGCAAAACACAGCUAUGUAUGGAGCACAGCAAGUUAAACGACGAGUAGAUUGGAAAAAGAUAACAGAGGAAUCCAUGGCAGUGAAAUCUUCACCUGGAAAAGGAUUUUCCCGACCUGCUAGACCAGCAAAUCGCCGUCUCCCAUCCAGAUGGGCCUCGAGAUCUCCAUCGGCGCCCCCCGCCUUGCAGAGAACUACCCCCAGCUAUACCAUUUCUCUGCAAUCUGCAGCAUCGAUGGUCUGAGUCUCUGGCCUGGAUUGCUAGAUGACAAAAGUCCUAAUUGCCAAACAGAGCAUUCCGAGUGUUUACAGCCAAUCCGGUCUCUUCUCUUUCAAGAUCACUGGGACAGACAGUUUAAAUCUUAACUUCCCAUCAGUCUUCAGUGUUUUUAAUCUAUGGAAUAAUUAUCUUCCUGUAUUUUGAUUUCUUAGAUCAGAAUUUUUUAAUGCCAUCUUCAUUAAUUUGCCAAUAUGAUUUAAGUCAAAACAAUGUACUAUAUUGUAUAUUCUAUCUUUCUUGCAAGUGGCAGAAAGCAAGGUUAUGUGCAUGGCCAUGUGUUUGUAGGUGCAUGUGUUGAAACAGGAAGUAUCCUAGUAUGUACUUAGAUAAGAAAAACUUCUGUGCUAGUGUUGACUUUGAAAUUAUAAUAUGUAUACCUAUAUAUUCUUUGUGUUUAUUUAAAAUUUUUGAAAAUAUACAGUACUAUUUCUAUUUUGUAUACCUUUUAAUAGGUAUCCACUUAAGGCAUUUGAGGUACAUAUAUUAACUAACCACUUUCUUGGUCCCAACUACAUUGAAAAAUAAGAAUUAUACACAUUAAUAACACUUGGUAGAUUUCUAUAUACAACUCAUAGUUUCUUAACCAAUGUAAGGAUGGACUAAUGCCAUUGAUCUCCUUGUUUAUUCUUUUAAUAAAUAAAAUUGUCACAGGUUUAAUAGAUCAGACUUCCAAAGCAAACAAAAUGUUCACAAAAUCUUUUGUAUAUCAUUUGGUAGUCUAUUAUGGCUUUAACCGUGUACUUGAUCCCCAGAGCCAUAUCAUGAGACUGCCUUAGAAACAACAGAACUUAAAAAUGAACUUAUUUUGUCAACUUCAGUAACAAAUAAUCCUUAAUAGGAUAUGAAAAUAAAUUCAAUUAUGUUGAAUUCUA